CAACAAGAUGCAUAAAAUCGUAAUGUUCCUGGUUAUCAGCUUUGCGAUCAAGCAGAGCAUGCAGAAGAACUACAAAGUUACUGACCAGAUUUACAUGGACAUUGAAAUUGAUGGUAAAUACUCUGGUCGGGUAACUUUCGGUCUAUUUGGCGAAACCGUUCCUAAAACAGUGAAGAACUUCAAGCAAAUCGCCCUUCAGGGUAUAGAAGGGAACGGAUAUACCGGAACAAGGUUUCUGCUCGCUAUCAAAAAAGUUAUGAUAUUGGGUGGUGACAUCGUCUACAACAAUGGCAGUGGCGCUGCAAGCAUCUAUGGUGAAAGGUUUGAAGAUGAAAAUUUCGAAAUCGAGCCUGAUUCUACAGGGUUACUUGCCAUGGCCAAUCUGGGAGUACCUGACAGCAAUGGGUGCAUGUUCUUGAUCACCACCAUGCCCACUCCGUGGCUCAGUGGCAAAAACAUCGUCUUUGGAAAGGCAAUUUUUAUGCAAUUGAGCCAAAGGACCUCCUGCUAAAAACGCGUUGUAGGUGAUAAAAGGGCAUGACGUCGUCCACAGAAUAGAAUACUUGAAAACCGAUUAUAUGGACAAAUUGCUGCCUCUGGUAGAAGUGGUAAAGUGUGGGGAAAUUCGUUCGAAACCCUUCUAUGAGAACCACAAAAACUACGAGCUGACUUUAUGGGCUUGGAUUCAAGCUGGGUGGUUCCCACUGAGCUUCUCCUUUGCCAUCCUGGGAUUUUUCCACUAUUUCAUCAAGCAACUAGAUGCACUAAUUUAAAUAAACAACCAAUGUAGUAAAGUGUAAAAGACGCAAUAAAAGCCCCAAUUAGUUCCUCAAAA
Molecule: messenger RNA, 835 nt
Organism: Dendroctonus ponderosae (mountain pine beetle)
Lineage: Eukaryota; Metazoa; Arthropoda; Insecta; Coleoptera; Curculionidae
Product: peptidyl-prolyl cis-trans isomerase 6
Exons: 5
Coding region: 8-511 (167 amino acids)
Biological process (GO): protein peptidyl-prolyl isomerization
Cellular component (GO): intracellular membrane-bounded organelle
Molecular function (GO): peptidyl-prolyl cis-trans isomerase activity
Source: RefSeq, a predicted model, not a curated record